CGUUGCCUGCGUUGUCCGCACCGCGCGGCAAGAGUUUUCCAACUACGGAAAAAUUGUGUCGCGAGUGCCUCGGACACAAGGCAAAAUUGAGACUGUGUGUCCUUCACCUUACCUGUGCUAGACUAUCCUGACUGUGUGUUAACGUGAUGGAUUGUGUGUAUGGCGUAUAAGUGUGUACAUUGUGAUUUUCUUUGCGACAGCGCGCCCGGUCCACCCUCCUGUUUCUGAUACUUCCUUAACACUUCCACUAUGGAGGCGACACGGCACGUGUCGGCCCAUUGGCUGUCAACAAUAGUCCUUCUCUGUUCCUUCUGCACAACACACUCGCUCAAUAACAAGAUUCACGAGCACAUGACAACAGACGAACUCCGAAACGUCUUCCAUGUCGAACACCAAAGCCACGUGCCAAUAUACCAUGUAGUUCACUUAACCCACCACCUCUCGAGGCGAAACAUACCAAGCUCCCAUUCCUCAAACUCGAACUCCUUGAACCCCGGGAAGGUGCCACACGAGAAGAUCUCAAAACAGACGAAAACCUUUAGCCCACCGUCCCUCCUAAAUGACGAGAUGUUUAUCAGAGCGAAGGAGUACAUCAAAGAUGUUGAUUUAAUUGGUGAUUUAAAUAAUACAGUGAGCGUAGAAUUUAACGUGACGAAUUCUAGUGAAAUUAGUGAUAGUGCUAGUGAUGGUGAUGACAAAGAGCAUAUGGUGGAGAAUCAGGAGGAUGGUGUGCAUAAGAUUGAAUUGGAGGCGUUUGGGAAACAGCUGAAGUUGGUGUUGAAAAGACAGGAGGGACUGGUGAAGAAGGAUGGGUUAAGGAUGUGGAAAGUUUUGACGAACGACUCUCAGCCCCACGGAGUCGAUUAUGAGGAGAUGAAAUCGGAAGACGGAGAAGAAAUCGGUGAUCUCUACCAUGAUGACGAAAACGGUGCAGCUCUACUUAUAAGAAGACAUCCAAAACACGGGCAUCUUGUGGUGGAAGGCUCAAUAGGCCACGACAUGGUGAUCAGGCCUAUCCCGGACACGAUGAAGGCGACCGCACCCGAUGAUGAAAUGUUCAUGGACCCAACUAACAUGGACGACAUGGUCUCCAUUGACACCGGACUUCCUAUCGGACAGAGAGAUAAGGCUGAACAAGAGAGUCUGCAGCAAGCAUUGCAAGGCGCAGGACAUGUUAUCAUAAAGAGGGAUCCGGCGCACGAUGACCACUCAGGGGAUUAUGCUUUCAUGGAGCCAGACCAUCUGGGCAAGCGGUUUAGGCGGAGGAGAUCAACAGAGCCACACAGUCGGCGGAAGCGUGAGGCUCCUUACGUGAUUUACCCGGAGAUCCUCGUUAUUGUCGACUACGACGGCUACAGGUUACACGGAGGAGACAAUCUGCAAAUCAAACGUUAUUUCGUGUCUUUCUGGAACGGAGUUGAUCUACGAUACAAACUGCUAAAAGGGCCCAGAAUAAGGAUAUCAAUUGCCGGAAUUAUAAUAUCUAGGGGCCGUGACGCGACACCGUAUCUAGAAAGGAAUCGCGUGGGUCGCGACGCCAUCGACUCAGCCGCAGCGCUCACUGACAUGGGCAAGUAUCUCUUCAGAGAGAGGAGACUGCCAGUGUAUGAUAUCGCCGUAGCUAUUACCAAACUAGACAUGUGCAGGAGGCAAUAUGUGAACGAUGCGUGCAAUAGAGGGACUGCAGGAUUUGCCUACGUCGGAGGUGCUUGCGUCGUGAACAAACGUUUAGAAAAAGUUAAUUCAGUUGCCAUCAUCGAAGACACUGGCGGUUUCUCCGGUAUUAUUGUCGCUGCACACGAAGUUGGACAUUUACUUGGAGCAGUUCACGACGGUAGUCCACCGCCAUCGUACUUGGGAGGUCCGGGCGCAGAAAAGUGUAGAUGGGAAGACGGGUUCAUCAUGUCUGAUCUCAGGCACACAGAGAAAGGCUUCCGAUGGUCUCCUUGCAGUGUCCAAAGUUUCCACCACUUCUUAAAUGGUGACACCGCGACCUGCCUAUACAACUCCCCGCAUGAAGAUGAUUCAUUACCUCGAGUACUUCCGGGCCGAUUACUCACUUUGGACGCUCAAUGUCGAAAGGACAGAGGGACCAGUGCGUGUUUCAAAGACGAGCGGGUCUGUGCCCAACUUUUCUGCUUCGACGCAGCAAGCGGAUACUGUGUUGCUUACAGACCCGCUGCAGAGGGAUCGCCUUGUGGCGAUGGGCAGUAUUGUAUAAACGGUCGGUGUAUAACGGAGCACGAGAAUAUUAUACCGGACUACUCGCAGCAUACGCCGAGCUACGUGCGACCGGAAACUAGUCCAUUUUAUGGAAACAUAACGAGUAACGAAGCAACAACUCAGCCAUACGUACCUAGCACGGAAGCGCCAGAACCAUACAAGCACAAAUACAAUUCAUAUUACCAAAAGAGUACAAAGUCGGAAUACUCGUCGACAACGUCAACGACGACUACGAUGACAACAACAACAACGACAACAACCACGACACCAUCACCAAACAUAACAACGACGACGUUACCAAAAACUACGACUGUAAGGACAACAGUGAAUCCAUUCAAAUUCUUCCACUACGGCACAACGAGACCAUCAACUGAGAACACAGAGAAAUCAACAGAGCCAACUAAAACGCCUAGUACUUACCCACCAUCUAUAAAUAAGUACUCUGUUACAUCUACAAAGAACCCAUAUGAUUUCAAAGAAUACAGUACCAAACCUACAAAAGCAGAUACACCAAAACGAGGUUUCCUUAGCAAAGAUGAUUUGGACACCUACUUUGGGCGGGGUACAACCAAAAGUCCUUUCUCAAGUAAAGGAAUUAAAUCUCUAUUCAAAAUAGGAACGUUUUACUCACAAGCAAAAUCAUUGGAUAACUCAAUAAGACCCGAUGCGAACUCUCAGCAAGUCCAAAUAGAACCGGCGAGAUUAGUCUUCUCCUACCAAAAGAAUUUGACGUCAGGGGAGGUCAUAAGAACAUAGAAGUGCCAAAAUAAUAUAUUGGUAAGGCAAUUAACAGACUUGGACCAUACUGAUGUCAUUCUUCCUUCGUCGCCUCAUGGUCUUGUACAUCUUAAAAAAUAUCACAAUUGUCACUUUUAUAUCAUAUGCAUUAUUUUCAGCCAUUCCUUUCAGUCACUGCAUUGAAUGAUUACAAACUGUCACGAAUUUAUAUAAUCUAUAGAUAGUUUAGAAGAUACAGCAUGCAAUCAAAAUUUUGUAUAUAUAAUAUCUGUGUACAUACAUAUACAAAACUCAAAUCACAGCCAUACUCAAAACAUUCCUACUUAUUCAUAUUUCAAACAUACUAUUAAAAAUCAACCAAUCUAUAAAUUUACUUUAACGAAAAUAAACAAAAUUAAUUUUGAAACCCCCAGAUUCCACUGCAACAAAGUUAAGUGACCAAAAUAUAAAAUUAGUAUUUUGAUAGCCAAACUAAUUUAUAUACAGCAUGAGCAUAGAAUAUGUAGCUAUUAUUUCAGUAGAUCCGUUUACUUUUAUCAGACUAUAUAAACAUCUGACAAAUUUACAGAAAAUUAGAUAAGUUUUACAACACGUAAUCUUGGUAAUAUUACUUUUUACUUUACAGUAGCCGCCACUAGCAAAUCGAGCGGAAUAAACAUUGAAGACUGCUUUGCUGGACAAAGAGACUGGUACAACAGUGCCAAUUAAAGCCUGGAUUAUUAUCCGGGAAUGUCCCGAUCCAGCCUACUAAAUACAUUUCCGAUUGUGAAACGUGCGCACAUGCCUAGUAUGAAUAUUACCUCGGUAAUACUCUCUCAUAUUGUGAUAUUAAAUAUUAUAUAAAAUUAUACUACAUGGUUUAAUAUUAAAAAAAUCAACUGGCAACAAAAAAUAAUCAGAGGUAAUAUUCAAUAUUCAGCGGGUAAUCAAAGGAGUGUGGCGCACGAGUGUGAAUAAAAUGUGUCUGAAGACAGGACUUAGUGUCAGACAUAGUUUUGUGAGUGAUAUUACAAUGUGAUUGUGUUACUUUUAAUGAACACUUAAGUACAUUAUUUUAAUAUGUAUAUUAUUGACAAAACCGAUCAAUACGAGACUAAUGAUUCUCAGUGUGGUUUUGAGACUACUGUAGAAAUAUUUUCUUAAGACUAUAUUUUUGUAAGCUGUUGUAAAAAAUAGAAUCGUUUUAAGGUUGACAAACAAAAAACUGCCACGAAGUGCCUUUUUAUAAAUAUUAAGCGAAGUAUAAAAUUAGGGCUCACGCUGAACAAGGAGAUCCCAUUAUACAAAGUUAUUUUGACUUAUUUUAAUUUUAUUGUACUUACUCAAUUUUACACAUUUUAUUAAAAUACUCUAGCCUGUUUCGGCAGCACAAACAUUAUUUUGAAAAAUUAUAUUGUUUUACUUUUGCGUUUAAUGUAUGGUCGCGACUGGUUCGCGUCUUGUAAAGCGAUUAGGAUCGCAUUAAGGAAAAAUAAAUUACAUGAACAAAAAUAUAAAUACCGAAUUACAAUAUACCCACGGUUUACCAAGUGAAUAUCGACUGUCGCGGGUAAUACAAUUUAACUGUUUUUUUUUAUAGUAAUUAGGGAAUGUGUAUGUUAGACUGAAAUAUUGCCUAUAGUUCUGUUGGUAAUUACUGCGUGUAGGAAUAUGAAGACGCGUGUGACUUGAAUAUAUAUAUGGUCUUAAGGCCCAAAUAGCAGAAAAGUUAUGUUCAACUAUCGAAAAAUUAGAAUGUCACAGUAAAAUGGUACUUACUUACAUAAAUCUAACGCUCAAAUUUGCACCAACUCAACAGUUAGUGUUUUUGGCAGUCAGGUUGUAAAACAAAAAUCAGUAAUACAGAAUUUGUCAAAAGAUGUCCAUUUUACUUUGACUGUAUAAUUUCACAAAAAGCGACUUCAUAUUUGCGAGCGUGAAAAUCUUUACUAAGCGUACUGUUAAAAAAAUGAUUAUAAAAUGUAAGCUCUUACAGGUAUUAUCGGCAGUCACCAAAUCGAAUAGAAAUGGGUUGAGUUACUAUUUUAUGUUUUUGUUUUUUAUAAUUUAUUUCGUCAGGAUAUUUUAGUUUAAGUUACUCUCACUUUUUGUUUUUAAUUAGCAUACAUACUUCUGAACAACAAAUUUUAAACUUGUUUUAGUAUAAGUCUGUUUUUAUUUCUAAAUUUAUUUAUGUGACAUAGUUUUGUAAUUCCAAAAGUUACCAUAGAUUAAAAAUUAAAAUAGUUUUUCGGCAGUUUAGUUUAAUGAAUAGGAAAAUGCAGCGAGCUUCCAACUUUGACAUCACUUGCCUUUUGUAUAAUUAUUUAUUGUAUGCCAAUUAUUUAUGUAUGAACCAACCUGUAAGUUUUCUCCUAAAUUGUCUAAAUCUUAAGAAAAAAUAUAAAAGAAAGAAUAUGAC
Molecule: messenger RNA, 5362 nt
Organism: Pararge aegeria (speckled wood butterfly)
Lineage: Eukaryota; Metazoa; Arthropoda; Insecta; Lepidoptera; Nymphalidae
Gene: Adamts-like
Product: A disintegrin and metalloproteinase with thrombospondin motifs 15
Exons: 16
Coding region: 250-2979 (909 amino acids)
Biological process (GO): proteolysis
Molecular function (GO): metalloendopeptidase activity
Source: RefSeq, a predicted model, not a curated record